AGUCAAUCUGAUGACUUAGAAGGAGUGACUCCGCUCAACAACGUCCUUUCUUACCUCGUUGCUGUAGUCUUUCGAAUUUCUCCUGCCGGUUCUCUCCCAAAUGUAAUCUUUGAAAUUGUAGCCAACCUUCGUCAGCAAUAUUCCUACCACCCUACCAGUAUCGCGGCCCAUGACGCAAUACUCACUGUAUCACUGCUCGGGACAGAUCAACUAGCUGCUGGAAAAGACGUUUCGGAAGGUUCCCGCCAAAACACCAUGGAAAGAGCAUGAUAGACACUCUGUAGAGAUGACAAGCGGCUUAGAUCAAAGAGAGAGCAUUGCAUUGCUUGUCAGGAACUCUACUUCCUAGUAUGAAAUUGACUCUCGAGGAAACAAAGUCGAAUUAUGACAGGAUCCCUUAGAAUUUCCGCUUCCGAUUGUACGUUUCAAUUCCCGAGAUUAGCUGCUUCCCUCCUCAUCCCAACGGAACAAGAGUACAUUUUCCUCAAUCCAAGGAUCGCGCCGGCCCUCGCCUCUUGCUCAUCUUUACAUACCAAUUGGUAUAUCCGAAUAGCUAGCAAAACCUACUCGUGAGUCGCAACUGGGUAUUGUUCCCUCCAACAGUCCCUAGCCUGAUCAACAUCGCUUGCGUCGCGAAAUACAUGCAACACCAAAAUGCCUUAUCAAAGGACAAAGCAGAUUGGGUGUUCCUAAUGCAUGCAUUUUUUAGCUUCAGAAUAAUCAUCCAGCCAAUCCAGAAAUAUUCACAGGGUACACUUCGACUCACGCAUACCAGGUGAUUAGCAUUGAGAUUUUCCAGUCAAUACCGGAAUACUCGUGCUCGCUGAUAAAUGAAGAGAACGCAAUGCUUGUAAAGCUGACUCGCCUGCGAUAUUUAGCCCAUAUUCAUAGAGGAUAAUCCACAUAUCGUGUUUUGAUCUUAUUUAACGAAAUGGACUCUGACAACCAAAGAAAAUAGGGCAACUAAGCGAAUGUCUGCCACAACACUUCAUCCUGAUAGCACUAGGUGUGAUAUAAUCUGUGUUCGAAUCAAUGAUAUAUUACCUCUAGUAGUGAAAGGUACAUAUGAGAUAGCAUUGCCACUGAUCCGUAUUCUGCGCCCUAGGCCUCUGGACUUGUGCCCACACGAUGCGGGUAGCAAUACCAACGUUUACCUUGAAACAGUCUCGCUGUUUUGUCUGUCUUCUUGAUCGAUCAUGGAUAGAUAUUAGCAGAGCAGUGCCUGAAGCUUGAGUUUGCAAUAGAACUUUCUGAUCGACUGUCUUGACAGUAAUUUGGAGUGGCCUAGAGCAAACUAGGUUAAACCAGCUCUUCAUCUCCUAGAGCAGAGAGUUUUACUCCAGCGAGCAUAGUACAAUAUCCAGCGAAGAUUUAAACCCCUCCUCAGGCUUGAAUUCACAAAUGUACAAACCACGUUCGUCGAAUCCUUGCAGCUACUCCCAGGCCUAAUCCCUUGGUUGCCCUGUGAGUCUCCCAGACCCUGACCCCACAACAAUCAGAAAAAGGAAUGCAGCUUUAGGACUUCACCACGAUAAAGAUACACAAUCCGUUUAACUUGCCAUGAUUCACAGUGUAAACCUGAGAAUUGUACCGCGGCUUGCCGCUGCGUUGGGUCAGAAAAGCUUUCACUGUUUAUGUAAUUGAGUGAUAACGUCUGCGCUCGGUAUAAGAAAGAAGUAACUGGCGCAAUACCAUCACUGGGAUGAUAGGCCGUUGUUGGGGUUAUUUUUUCAUGUGCACUGACUGUGUCGGUACAUCUUCAAUGAGGUGGUGGAUACGGAUCGAUCAUUCCUUCCGAUCUGCAACAAAACCAAUCGUAACGAAUUAACUUCCGGCACGAUCCUGCAGCCUGAAUUGGCACUCCUGUAUGUGGAUUUAAUUAUCUGCAUCUCUUAAAGGAUGAUUUGUGGCAUGCUGGACCAUGGAGGGUGAUGUUGCCGGUGAAGUUAACGAAUGCCAGCUCAACCCGGAAACUACCAGCGCCAGACGUUCCUAGACAAGAACAGGAUGGACAUUCGAAAGGAGUGCUGCAGUAAGCAUAUUCGAAACAAUAUGAAAACAUGCAUUGUGACACAGAUUAAUCUACCAAGACACAACGUGAGGUAAAAUUUACCCCUUGAGGUUGAGUGUGUCUGACAUGUCUCUAGGGAAGAUGAUCCCCGCACAGCAAGAAGUCUAGAUGAGGCUCUGGAUCUAGUCGUUGUACUACAGACGCGCGACAAUAAGAGGUGAUGUAAGGUCCCAAUUUUGUAGCUAAGAUUAAAGUCACACAUUCCGAACUUCAACACAGCUGCGGCUGAUUGAUACUUCGGAGUUACGUCACGUACACCCCAAUUGAUGACACCAGCUCAAGUCGUCGCAAUGUAGAGACAGGAAAUCUCAGAAAAUGCUAACUUCAUUUCCUGAUUCUAUAAUGAAAGCGCUGAUACAAUCUUGAAUGGUCGUAGGAAUUAGGCCAGUGACGUUGGGAGGGAACUGCACUAAAUAGCGUCCCUAAUCCCAAAAUAUCAUAGGUAACCAAAAUUCGCAAAGGUUGUCAGUCCAAAAUAACAAUAGUGGAAUGCAACUCAAACAUGCUCCAAUCAUGAGGGAAUACAGAUUGCAAGGCGGACCUGUGAAUUCUUAGGGAUUUACUUCGUAGCCCACACUGCGGGCUUCUCAAAACCAUGACCUCUGGCAAUCCCCUCCUGUCACUGGAGGACUCUCAACGACACAGUUGCAAAAGACAAUAGAAUUUGAGAAGUACAAUGGAAUAUCAGAACAGCAAGCCCGAGUCGCUCGACUCCAAUGCGACACGCAGAAAGAGUGACAGUCCAACGAACACGAACACAACGACAAGUACAAACACAAAAUACACCAACAUGAGUCCACCACCAAGACCAAGCCGCCCAUCAGGCUUCGGCAACGCUCAUUUCAACCCAUGCUUCCAUACCUUCCAACCCCAACCUCAGAAGCCUCACCACCCACAACAACCACCACACUUCCAAUACGGAACACGACUCCAAACCCGCCGCAAACAAACCUUCUCAGCACCUCCACCACCUAUCCAGCAAAAGCCCGUCGCGCCCGUGGCACAACUCUCACGAAAAGCCGACCUCACGAUCUCCGAAGCCGAGCAAGAACGUCUUCACCAACUCGCCAAACAGCUUGCCAAGGAACGGACCGAGCAAUGGGUCGAGAGCCUAUUCGAGAUGCAUCCGAACGUCUGA
Cadophora gregata is the source of this 3209-nucleotide messenger RNA. RefSeq lists its product as uncharacterized. The record is from RefSeq and is a predicted model, not a curated record. The coding region runs from base 2748 to 3209 and encodes 153 amino acids. Lineage: Eukaryota; Fungi; Ascomycota; Leotiomycetes; Helotiales; Ploettnerulaceae. The transcript is spliced from 2 exons.